AUGAUUUCAGCUCUAUUCCUUAUGAAUGGUAAAGGUGAAGUACUCAUAUCACGUAUUUACAGAGAUGACAUUAGUCGAGGUGUAGCAAAUGCAUUUAGAUUAGAAGUUGUUAGUUCAAAAGAGAAUAGAUCACCAGUAAAAUUAAUUGGAUCUACAUCAUUUAUGUAUAUCAAAGUUGGUGGUAUCUAUGUUGUAGGUGUCACCAGACAAAAUGUAAAUGCAUGUCUAGUCUUUGAAGUACUUCAUCAACUUGUAGACAUUUUCAAAUCUUAUUUUGAUAACUUUGAUGAAGACUCUAUUAGAAAUAAUUUUGUUUUGGUCUAUGAAUUAUUAGAUGAAAUAUUGGAUUUUGGUUAUCCACAAAAUUGUUCAACUGAUGUAUUAAAACUUUAUAUUACACAAGGACAAGGAAAAUUAAAAUCUAUUGAUAAGUUGAAACAAGAUAAAAUAUCAAAGAUUACAAUUCAAGCAACUGGAACAACACCAUGGAGAACACCAGAUAUUAAACACAAGAGAAAUGAAAUAUAUAUUGAUGUUGUAGAGAGUGUCAAUUUAUUAAUGUCAGCCGAAGGAAAUAUAUUGAGAGCUGAUGUUACUGGACAGGUAAUGAUGAAAUGUUAUCUCUCUGGUAUGCCAGAAUGCAAGUUUGGUAUGAACGAUAAGGUAUUGAUGGACAGAGAAAAGGGUGCACCAGCAUCUGCCCCAAGAGCCAGAAGAACCAACGGUGUAGAAAUAGACGAUAUAACAUUCCAUCAAUGCGUAAAGUUGGGUAAAUUCGAUACCGACCGUACCAUUAGUUUUAUUCCCCCCGAUGGAGAAUUUGAACUGAUGAAGUAUCGUACCACCGAACAUAUAAAUCUUCCAUUCAAGGUAAUCCCAAUCGUCAAGGAGAUGGGUAGAACCAGAAUUGAAGCAAGUGUAACUGUAAAAUCAAAUUUCAGUUCAAAGAUGUUUGGCACCAACGUAAAGGUCAUCAUUCCAACACCCAAGAAUACGGCUGUCUGCAAGAUUGUCGUUGCAGCUGGAAAGGCCAAAUAUAUACCAGAACAAGAUGCCAUCGUCUGGCGUAUUCGUCGUUUCCCAGGUGAUACUGAACUCACCCUUCGUGCUGAAGUCGACUUGAUGGCAUCAGUCAAUCUCGAUAAAAAGGCUUGGUCAAGACCUCCUAUUUCAAUGGAAUUCCAAGUUACAAUGUUUACCGCUUCUGGUUUCUUUGUUCGUUUCCUAAAGGUAGUAGAAAAGAGUGGUUACACUCCAAUUAAAUGGGUUAGAUAUCUAACAAAGGCUGGUACUUAUCAAAAUCGUAUCUAA
This is a messenger RNA of Cavenderia fasciculata, 1311 nucleotides long. RefSeq names its product clathrin-adaptor medium chain AP-2 (gene apm2). NCBI's taxonomy places the organism in Eukaryota, Evosea, Eumycetozoa, Acytosteliales, Cavenderiaceae. Gene Ontology annotation, molecular function: clathrin-cargo adaptor activity. The record is from RefSeq and is a predicted model, not a curated record. The coding region runs from base 1 to 1311 and encodes 436 amino acids. Gene Ontology annotation, biological process: clathrin-dependent endocytosis; intracellular protein transport. The transcript is spliced from 4 exons. Gene Ontology annotation, cellular component: AP-2 adaptor complex; cytoplasmic vesicle.